AUGAGCCCCGACCAUAUUUUCCAGACAGUUCGGGAGUGUUUGCCGCCGUCGGUCGUCAACGGCGUUACUCGGCCCCCGCCGCUGCCCGCGAAGCCAUCCUGCGUGCCCGCUGUGCCAACAAGGCGCGCCCCGCCGCCCGUAAUUGUAGCGUCGCCGACCAGUGACACGGCCACGUCUGACGAGGACGACGACGACAAUGGCCACGGCCACGGCCACGACGGGACGGCCAUCGAACCGCCACAGAUACCGGCCAGGUCUAACGCGCACCGGCUGACCAAGGUGGCGGCGCCGGAGCCCGACGAGAACGCAGCAGAGACACCCAGCUCGUCCACCGGCACAGAAGACUCGCAGCGUGACGUGGCCGAGCGCGCCGCUGAGGCGGAUGAAGAGAGUUGUGGCGAAGAACAACUGGAACGGAGACCACGAGGACUGCAGAAUGCCAACACCGCCAUCAAGCACAACGCUAAUAAUAAUAAUAAUAGUAAUAAUAGUAAUAAUAAUAAUAACCGCCAAUAA
Messenger RNA from Macrosiphum euphorbiae (potato aphid), 516 nucleotides. The record is from the annotation of a GenBank genome assembly. NCBI's taxonomy places the organism in Eukaryota, Metazoa, Arthropoda, Insecta, Hemiptera, Aphididae.